GUACAGUUGUUCACAGUACCAUUUCAUUAAUAGUGGUCGGUCGGUUGUCAAUGGUCGGUUACCUAUAAAUGGAAAUUUUCUUGAUUGUCGCGUAACGCGUUGGUCAUCGUUUAUAAGAACGUCGUAGGUGCAUGAGCACUACUACAUCCAAUUUCUUGGUGUUUAUCGCACCCUGUACCUCACGGCGGGCGUGCACGUUUCUCCACUCGCAUUGGGAGUUGUAUCCAUUGGGGACAAAUAACAGCAAUACUGGAAUGGGCGCAAUGGACAAGGAGUCUUCAAUGAAGCUGCUAGACGCAUAUUAUGAUGCGGGCGGGAAUUUAAUCGAUACUGCGAACAAUUACCAAGACGAAAGCUCAGGAAAUCAUCGGCGAGUGGGCGGAAAAGCGCGGUAUUCAUGACCAGCUGGUUAUUGCUACAAAUGUAUAUUGUUCAUGACGCUUCACGGGAAUUCUCUUCGAGCUAAUGGUUAUAAU
Suillus paluster is the source of this 476-nucleotide messenger RNA. RefSeq lists its product as uncharacterized. Bases 132 to 401 code for a protein of 89 amino acids. The transcript has 3 exons. The record is from RefSeq and is a predicted model, not a curated record. NCBI's taxonomy places the organism in Eukaryota, Fungi, Basidiomycota, Agaricomycetes, Boletales, Suillaceae.